Messenger RNA from Jatropha curcas, 2425 nucleotides. Its product is annotated as Leucine-rich repeat family protein. The record is from RefSeq and is a predicted model, not a curated record. Gene Ontology annotation, biological process: SCF-dependent proteasomal ubiquitin-dependent protein catabolic process. NCBI's taxonomy places the organism in Eukaryota, Viridiplantae, Streptophyta, Magnoliopsida, Malpighiales, Euphorbiaceae. Gene Ontology annotation, molecular function: protein binding. Gene Ontology annotation, cellular component: SCF ubiquitin ligase complex.
GGCAUUUUCUAUUCUUUUAGUCCGGCCUACACAAUUCUGUUUUCUCCACAGUCUCUCUCUCUCUCUGUUUCUAUCUUUCUCUGCGUUAAUGGGUAUGGGAAUGUCUUUGUGAUAAGAGAGAUUGAUACAAAUCGAUUCGGAUAAUCGAUCAUGAUAAGCGAUAUCUGUGUACAUAUGGAUAUAGUCAGACGCUCGCGUAUAUUAGUUAUGUGGGUGAAGUAGAGUGCAUGUUUCUAUUUUUGUUAAUUGAAUGGAUUAGGGUAGUAUUCUGCUGCAGUUUUUAUGACCUAAUUGAUUGCAAGAUAUUUCCUCAAUGGGGGGAGCUUGUUCUAGGAAGAGAGAUCAACUGGAUAAUGAAGAUAGUUUACCCAGCAGGAUUUCUAGACAAUAUAGCAAAAGUUUGAGCUCAAAGUGGUUGGCAACUUCAUUUUCCAGACCUGCAUGUGAACUGCAAUGGGGGAAUCAGAGAUGUCCAUCACUCAUGGAAUUGUGCAUCCAAAAAAUAUGUAAAGAUAUAGAGAAAUAUAACACGUUUUCUAUGCUUCCAAGAGACAUUAGUCAGCAGAUCUUCAAUGAACUGGUGUAUUCUCAAUGUUUGACUGAGGUUUCUCUUGAAGCUUUUCGAGAUUGUGCUCUCCAGGAUCUUCACUUGGGAGAAUGUCCUGCCGUUAAUGAUAAUUGGAUGGAUGUUAUCUCUUCACAAGGGAUAUCUUUACUCUCUGUGGAUCUUUCUGGAUCAGAUGUCACUGAUUCCGGUCUGAUUUAUUUAAAAGACUGCACAAACGUUCAAGCCUUAAAUUUUAAUUAUUGUGAACAGAUUUCAGACCUUGGACUUCGUCACAUCAGCAGCCUCUCAAACUUGACAACUUUGAGUUUUAGAAGAAACAAUUUUAUUACAGCGCAAGGAAUGAGUGCCUUUGCCAGCUUAGUUAACUUGGUUAAACUGGACUUGGAGAGAUGUCCUGGCAUUGGUGGUGGACUUGCUCAUCUUAAAGGUUUGAGGAAGCUGGAAUCUCUUAACGUUAAAUGGUGUAACUGCAUAACAGAUGCUGAUAUGAAGGAUCUCUCAGGGUUGAUAAACUUGAAAGGAUUACAAAUUUCCUGCAGUAAGGCGACAGAUGUGGGCAUUUCUUAUUUGAAAGGUUUGCAUAAGCUUAAUCUGUUAAAUUUGGAGGGGUGCCCAGUCACUGCUGCAUGCUUGGACUCUCUCUCAGAUCUUGCCUCUCUGAUGUACUUGAAUCUUAACAGAUGUCAGCUAUCUGAUGAUGGAUGUGAGGGUUUCUCCAAGCUCAGGAAACUAAAGGUGCUUAACUUGGGCUUCAAUGACAUCACGGAUGCAUGUUUGGUUCACCUGAAAGGUUUAACAAACUUAGAGAGCUUGAACUUAGAUUCUUGCAGAAUUCAUGAUGAGGGGUUGGCUAAUAUGACAGGCAUUCAACGUUUGAAAUGUUUAGUGUUGUCGGAUACUGAAGUUGGAAGCAAUGGGCUGCGCCACCUAUCUGGUUUGACCAAUUUGGAGAGUAUAAAUUUAUCAUUCACUAUGGUUACGGAUGGUGGUAUAAGAAAAUUGUCUGGAUUGUCAUCUCUUAAGUCACUUAAUCUAGAUGCUCGCCAAAUUACAGAUAGUGGACUUGCAGCCCUGACGAGUUUGACUAAAUUGACACACUUGGACCUCUUUGGAGCUCGUAUUACAGAUUCUGGAACAAACUAUUUGCGAAAUUUCAAGAAUCUGCAGUCCCUGGAAAUAUGUGGAGGAGGAUUAACUGAUGCUGGCAUAAGGAACAUCAAAGAUCUUUCAUCCUUGUCACUGCUAAAUUUGUCACAGAACUGCAACCUAACAGAUAAAUCAUUGGAAAUGAUUUCUGGGUUGACAGGGUUGGUCUCAUUGAACAUGUCAAAUUCUCGUAUAACCAGUGCAGGGUUGCAGCAUCUGAAGCCACUGAAAAAUUUGAAGUCAUUGACCUUGGAGUCAUGCAAGGUGACGGCCAGUGACAUUAAGAGACUUCAAUCAAGUGAACUUCCUCAACUGGUGAGCUUCCGGCCCGAGUAGUUGAGGAUGUAAAUAUGGAACAUUCUGUAAAUAGCUUCUGUUGGCAUGGAAGGUCUCCGAUAUUCUAAAUAAUAACAAAGUUUACAAAAUGAUGAACUGUACAUAUGCAUAUGGGGAAUGCUUCAAAAAGAAUUUGCCCAGUAUGUGAAGCUUUCUUUCAUAUUGUUCAGUAUGAAAAGAAAUUGUAGAUAAGCUUCCGUGGCAAGUAUUUUGAGCUAUGGUAAAUUAGGAUUGCCAAAAAAAAAAAAUCGUGUAUAUGCUUGUUAGACAGCUUGUUAUGCACUUAUUUUUCUUUUAUAUUUUCAGUUUCUCUGCAUUAGCUAUAAGCUCUUAAAACUAAUUCCAUGAAUAUGCACGUGCUUGUUUGUUUUCUUA